AUGGCGGCCGACGAACAUCCUGAAAUAAAACUCAAGUAUGCACGAAGCCACGACGGACGUGCCAUUCAUGGCGAAGCGCAAAUUAUAAACCUUCCAAACGAUAUAUUCCUGCUCGUUAUCUCGUACUUGUCACCAGAGGAUAAUAUCAUCUGCCGCCGCGUGAAUAGGGCUUGGCAGCAAACAUUCAGCUCGGAAGAUGUUGCUUUGUACUUGCUGAGAUUGCAUUUCCCACGGGCGCUGGAGAUGCGGAUGACAGCACCCUUCUCGAAACGGCCAGAUUGGGUUGCCAUCUUCGGAAACGUGGCGCGGCGAUAUCACCAUCUCCGCGCCGCCAAGCCGCAUCUCACGGAGAAGAUCAAGGUUGCCAGAGAAGACAAAGGCGGUCAACGGUAUCACGGCAUCACGCCUUGGAACAGGUUCCUGCACUUCAACGAGUACAUUGCAACUUUUGCGCACCGCGACCCGGUUUGGUGUAUGGACAACGGCCUACUGAUAUACCUUGAUACUGACGGAUGCUAUAUUGCUUACGAUCUAGAGUCAGAGGCCAGGCUCAAAGUACCAUUCGAAACAUCGGGCAAGACAGUGAGGCGUAUCCGUUUAGCAUGUAGAGUGCUCAUUAUCGAAUGGUGCGAGCGUGAGCCGUACCAUCAGUUGAAUGACAGGGAAACUGUUCAUCGGCAUUUUGCUACGGCCUUUGAUGUAGAACGGUGUCCACCGCGCUCAUCUUCAAAAUCUCCCAAAUUGUCUGUGGUGCGAUCGAUAUCAGAAUUGUCAGACUGGACCAUCACACUUCGCUCAGAAUGGAAAAUACACUUCCUCGGCCUGCCACUAAAUCGUCAGGAUCGCUUCUUCUCAGCGCAUACCGCCACUCAUUAUGCUCUAUAUCUCUGGCAGCCCAACAGAUCCCCGUGGGGCGAAGGAGAUCCUCUGGAGCAACUUACGAUAUGGAAUAUUUCAUUUCCUUCCCAAUAUCGCCCUUCCCACGAUCCGACAGGGAUGAACAAGCCUGAUCAUGGUCUGGGACCACAAGUUAUUCAGCGCUUUACUUGGCGAGAUUUGGAUUUCCUGGGCCUUCGGCAGAGGGAUACACCGUCGUUCAGGGAAAUCAUGCUCGAUGAUCAGAACGUCUAUAUUCAUGAAGAGGAGCAUCGCUGGCUUGCUGGUCCCCAGUCUUCUCUCAACCCUCCACGACACCAUCUGGUUCGGUGCACCGGUAUCCCCAUGACCGGCACCGGUCCAAUAUGGUUCGAUGAAUGUUGUGCUGACGGUGAUGUUCACAUGUCCUUCUGUCCGCGUGCCGGUUCAAUAGCCCGGCUGGACGGUGAUGACUUUAUGUCCACAUGUACAAAACAUAGGCCUGCUUUCGCUCCCUGUUGGCGUCAUGAAGAAUUCCCGUAUCUAACUAUUAGUGAAAUGAUUGACUCUGCAGCAGGCGUCAGGAUUGUUGCCAGACAGUGCUUCAUGGUCGAAGCCCUCUCUGUAUUCGUCAUGCCACGAAUCAGCGUCAAGGAACAAGACGAAGAUGGCCAUGAAAAUAGUGAAGUCAGGUUCACAGACGACAUGUGGGGCGAGCUGAUGGGGAAAGGGCGAAUAUGCGGUGAUGAGCGAUUUCUCGUCGGAGAGGAUAUGGAGGGCAUGGUCACAAUUAUGCGCUUCUGA
This is a messenger RNA of Truncatella angustata, 1659 nucleotides long. RefSeq lists its product as uncharacterized. Gene Ontology annotation, molecular function: protein binding. NCBI's taxonomy places the organism in Eukaryota, Fungi, Ascomycota, Sordariomycetes, Amphisphaeriales, Sporocadaceae. Bases 1 to 1659 code for a protein of 552 amino acids. The transcript has a single exon. The record is from RefSeq and is a predicted model, not a curated record.